AUGCAACAGUUUAAUUGCCUUCGUGUAGACUCUGAUGGCAUAUGCACUGAAUGUUAUGGUGUAUUAUAUCCCAAUCGAAACAACAACACUUGUGUCAGUGGUAAUUAUAUAGAAGGAUGUUUGAAGUAUAACAACACUGAAACGUGUACUUUAUGCGAUGACAAGUAUUAUUUGGAUGACAACAACACGUGUUCAAAGUGUAUCGACAAUUGUUCUAAAUGUACAUACGCGUCACAAUGUUCUGUGUGUGCACCGGGGUUUUACACUUCUUUUAAUAAACAAUGUGAAGAAUGCACAUUCAACGAAACAACAAAUUGCACAAGUACAACGCCGAUACUAGCGUGUUCAUCGUGUAACAGGCAUUGUUCCUAUAACGAUGCAAAUUCCGAGUGUUAUGAAUUUGACAGUCAUUGUCAGACAUUUUUUGAGAACAGUGAUUAUUGUGAGACUUGUGAAAUGGGGUACGGAUUAUCAUACGACACCAAAUCGUGUUAUGAAAUCCCUGCAAACCGGUGUCGAUCGACUUCGCACAAUUUAAAAGGGGAAAUAGUAUGCACUGAAUGCUUCUCGGGCUAUUUCUUGACAUCUUCAUACACCUGCGAAUUGUGUUCUGCAGAGUGUAAAACGUGUGUAAACACGUCAACUACUUGUUUUGAUUGUCAAAAGAAUUCCGCGCCAAUUUCAUCAAUGUGUCGCCUAUGCGAUGUGAAACAUUGUUUAGAGUGUUCCAAGUAUUCUGAGGUGUGUGAAGUGUGUGCUUCAGGCUAUGAACCCAGUUCUGGAUAUUGUAAGGAGAGUUCAUGUAUCAAGCGGAAUGAGUAUAAUGAUUGUUUGUUAUGUCAACCAUUGACUGUAGAUGCGCUUUAUUCUUUACCGGAUGACAAAGGAAGAUGUCUAAACAGAGAUGAUGAUGAUAACUCUUCAGCAGGCUUAAUGAGUGCUUCAAUAGGUCUAUUGAUCCUUGUGUUGUUACUUUUGUGA
Entamoeba invadens IP1 is the source of this 981-nucleotide messenger RNA. RefSeq lists its product as hypothetical. The transcript has 3 exons. Bases 1 to 981 code for a protein of 326 amino acids. NCBI's taxonomy places the organism in Eukaryota, Evosea, Mastigamoebida, Endamoebidae. The record is from RefSeq and is a predicted model, not a curated record.